GGGCCAAUGCCAUCUUUGUGGCUAUGCUUGGGAACAGCUCCGUGAACUCCUUGGAUCUCUCGUCGAAGCCCAGCUGCGUCCGAAAUCGGAUCGUCCUCAAGGCACAUGCAGCGCCCCUGGAGGAGAUGUUGAUCCACAAUAAGUCUCUGAAGCAUCUCAACGUGGCGGGCACAAGCCUGGGUCAUGAGGGGCUACAAGUCCUCGCCCGCGGACUGAUGGGAAACACGUGCCUGCUUACUCUGGACAUUUCGCAGAACAGUGCGGGCAACAAGGGCGCCUCAUACAUUGCAGAGGUCCUCAAGGUCUGCGCGCUGGAGGAACUUUCCCUGUCGGAGAACCGCAUAG
This is a messenger RNA of Symbiodinium sp. CCMP2456, 345 nucleotides long. The record is from the annotation of a GenBank genome assembly. NCBI's taxonomy places the organism in Eukaryota, Dinophyceae, Suessiales, Symbiodiniaceae.